AUGGACCGCGACCACCGCUCUACCGCGACGACAGGAAAUGCGCGGCGCAAUCUGCGCGUGAAGGCUGUGGAGAUGCCUCCGGAUGUGCCCGCCCGUGACACUGCUGACGACUCUGACUACUUGCUGUCUCCGCCUCCCGUGUCAAGCGAGGAGGAAUGGGUGGAUUCAGCGACCGAGACUGCGAGCAACACAAGCAGUCAGUCCAAGCAGGGCCGAUCAGAAGGCCUCACCCAUCCUCGGAGCGUUCAGGACGAGGGGCGGGACGAGGGGGAGAUCGAGGUGUUCGCGCCUCCUCUUCAACGGUCUGAGUUCGAGUCUUGGGAGGACCUGGAGAGCUACCUGAGCGAGUACAUGAAGCAAACGUACCAGAGCUUCCGGGUGCGCACGAACAAUACAGUGGCCGCCAGAAAUAACAAGAUCCGCUCCACUGGCUCUAAGAGGCCCUUGCUGCCCGUUGAGUGGGAGAACUACGGCAAGACAUUCAUCUGUACGCACUCCGGGAGGUACAAGCCACGUGGAAAAGGCAAGAGGAAGCGCCAGCAGUCCAGAGCCAUCGAAUGUGGAGCUCAGAUCAAUGCGUGUGUUCAAGUGCAAGACAAAUCUAUCCCUACGUUUGUUUUGAGGGUUACUUCGGCACGGCUAGUACACAACCACCCCCUCAACAAGCGCACAUUUUACCAAUACCCGCACGUUCGUACUGCGUUGGAGCCAGACGUGUUGAGCACUGUGAACGAGCUUCGUAAAGCCGGGGCCAAGAAAAAGCGCAUUCUCAAGUACAUACACGAUAACUCGGAAUUCAAUCCAUCGAAUCAGGAUGUGCACAACCUAGUAAGAAAGCUCAAGACGCAAGAGAACACAGCCAACACCAGUGCCAAGCGUCUCAAGCAGUGGAUGUUUGAAUUUUCGGAGGAACCUGGUAAUGUUGGCCGUAUCUUUGUCGAUUCCGUGCACAAUAAGACAUUGGCUACAUGUAUUACGCUGCAGACCAAGCAUAUGCGUGAGAUAUUCGAGCGAUUCCCGGAGGUUGUGAUGAUCGAUGCCACACACGGUACUAACGUGUCGAAGUACAAGGUUUUUUCGAUAAUGGCUCACGACGCUUUUGGCAAGGGGCAGUUUGUGCAACAUGCUAUUGUACAAAACGAGCGUCUUCCUACUCUUUUGACGGCACUUGAGGAAUUCAAGCGAAACAACACGGCUUGGACACGGAUGAAGUGCAUUUUGAUUGACAAAGAUUUUACGGAGAUUUCAGUUCUCAAAAUGGCGUUUCCAGACACUACCGUGCUACUUUGUCAAUUCCACGUCCUGAAAUAUCUGCGCGAGGAGAUUUCAAGCUCGGAUUAUGGAUUUUUGCCCUGGCAGAAGCAGCAGUUGCAUGCAAUUAUGAACUGUUUGGUGUACGCGAAGACUGAGCGCGAAUUCACAAAGUAUCGCAAGUUCAUGGGACACAUUAUCAGCAUUGGUAGCGGCGGUGCGUUGUGUGGUUCUGGAUUGAUUUCUCGCUCGGGUGAGCUGGGUGCUGGAAAUCGUGAGCUGGGUGCUGGAAAUCGUGAGUUGGGUGCCGAGUUGGGUACUAAUGGGAACAAUAUGGGAAGUAUCUGUGCCGGGAUGGGUGCUGGAGCGCAUGAAGAGGGUAUGCAGGUUAGUGGGGCUGCAAAUAGCGACGAAGAAGUGGGCGAAGAAAAUGGGGCCAACGACGCGCCUAAACAUCUAUUCGAGACCUAUUUCACCAAAAAUUGGGACUCGUGUCGGCCAAUGUGGUGCGCGUUCGAGCGACAAAAUGCUGUUACAAUGGGAAACAACACGAACAACCGGAUUGAGGCCUCUUGGAAACAGUUGAAGGAUCUCGUGGAUUCGUUUAUGGGGGUGGACGAGUGUAUUGCUUCGAUUAUGUGCUACCAGGCUCAGGAGGAGAGAAAGUUUAUGGAUGGACUGUACAAGUUGAGCAUGGUGCAUAACCCGAAGUAUGAUGCAGAGAUGCAGUUCCUAUCUAGAUUAGUGAGUGAGCAUGCGUGCGAGCUCAUUUACGAGCAGUACGUGUAUGCAACUACAAGAGCCAAGUACAAGAUCCGCGAGCCUGUGCCCGAUUUGUUUUUGAUCCAGCACACAUGUGACGAAGAGGACGCACUUGAUGAGCCAAAUAUGGAGCAUUCGGUAACGAAACGAGACUGGUCGUGCUCGUGUUUAUUCAUGAGUUCGCGGCUACUGCCAUGCCGCCAUGUGUUCUUCCUUCGGAAGACUCUCCGAUGCGAGAAUAUCAUCCCUACUCAUGUACUAAACCCGCGAUGGUUGCUGGCGUCGUUACGCACGGAAACGGAGCUGCCGCAGCUGGCUGGUGAGGCUUUUGGGGGUGUCUCCGAUCCUGCAGGAGUCAAAUGUCGUGUGGGAUUCAAACCGUAA
Messenger RNA from Phytophthora nicotianae INRA-310, 2397 nucleotides. RefSeq lists its product as hypothetical. Gene Ontology annotation, molecular function: zinc ion binding. The transcript has 4 exons. Lineage: Eukaryota; Oomycota; Peronosporomycetes; Peronosporales; Peronosporaceae. The record is from RefSeq and is a predicted model, not a curated record. Bases 1 to 2397 code for a protein of 798 amino acids.